AUGAAAAAAGUUCCAUCUCGUUGGAUACCCCAGCAACUGAAUGAUGAACAAAACCAAGAACGAGUUCGACUUUGUCGUGAAAAUUUAGCAAAUUUCGUGAUGGUUCCUGGCGAUUAUGUGAUAUUAUUACAGGUGAUGAGACGUGGAUUUACCAUAGGCAGAUUCAUCACAAGUCAACAAACAAAAGUUGGAUUGACGAAGCCUGUUGUCAAAGAAAUACGGAAACAAAGAAAGUCAAAUGGUACUAAAGGCAUAAAAUUGCUUCGUGACAAUGCUUCAUCCCAUCGUCAUUCAGAUGUUAUUAAUUAUUUAACAGGCGAAGGUAUCAAUAUAAUACCACAUCCACCAUAUUCACCUGACCUUGCACCCUGUGAUUAUUGGCUAAAUGAUUACAUCAAACAGAAUUUAACUGAUCAACCAGAUGAAAAAUCAUUGACUCAUGCAGUUUCCAAGCUAAUAAAAAAUAUUCCAGAAGAAGAAUUUAAAAAAACUUUUGACAAACUAUUAGAGAGGAUGGAACUUUGUAUAAAUAAUCAUGGUGACUAUUUUGAACAUUUAAUAAAAUAA
Molecule: messenger RNA, 567 nt
Organism: Rotaria socialis
Lineage: Eukaryota; Metazoa; Rotifera; Eurotatoria; Philodinida; Philodinidae
Source: the annotation of a GenBank genome assembly